Molecule: messenger RNA, 3444 nt
Organism: Debaryomyces hansenii CBS767
Lineage: Eukaryota; Fungi; Ascomycota; Pichiomycetes; Serinales; Debaryomycetaceae
Gene: PRP22
Product: DEAH-box ATP-dependent RNA helicase
Exons: 1
Coding region: 1-3444 (1147 amino acids)
Biological process (GO): spliceosomal complex disassembly
Cellular component (GO): intracellular anatomical structure; catalytic step 2 spliceosome
Molecular function (GO): ATP binding; RNA binding
Source: RefSeq, a predicted model, not a curated record
AUGUCUCUGGAUAUACGUGACAAGGGCAAACCACUUGAUGGUCAAUUGUCUGAAUUAGUAACAAAGCAUUUGGGAGUUUCAGAUAAAGAUUUUACUUUAUCAAAGUUUGUUACUAGUUUAUAUGAACAAUCGGCUACACGAAAUAACGUUAACAGGAAUUCUAGACUAGGAGGCUUUAUUGAUGUAUUAAAGAGCAACGGAGCUGGAGACUUUCCACAGGAAUUCGUAGAUGAGAUAUUUCUGUUAAUUGAUGAAUAUUUAUAUCACGUACCCGUUAAAGAAGAACCAAUUGAUAAUGUACCCAACAAUAGACAAGGGACCGAUUCAAAAGUAUUCAAAAGUUUAAAUAUUCCUGACAAACCAGUACGAUGGACUGAAGAAGAUUUUGCGAAUGAAUACAAAGAUAUUUCAAAGGAAGAAGAUACAAAUACGAAAGUGGAUGUUAAACUCGAAAGAAAUCAUAAUGGAAAUCACGAAAGACGCUAUACAGUGAAGGACGAGCCAAUAGAAGCGGGAAAUGUAUAUAAGGGAUAUGUAAGCAACAUAACUACCUACGGGGCAUUUAUAAGAUUAAACGACCCAAAAUCAUUUCAGUCUGGAUUAUGCCAUGUUUCCCAAAUCUCGUUUGAUGGGAGAACAAGAAUUCAAAACCCUUCAGAUGUUUUAAAAUUGAACCAAGAAAUUUUUGUUAAGGUUUUGCUGAUUGAAAAACCAACCUCUCAAGUUGGUAGAAGACUUCCUAGAGAAAAAAUCAGCUUAUCGAUGAGAGGUAUAGACCAAGCUACGGGAUUAGAUAGGAGCGAAGAAAUCAACCAAAAUGCAAAAGAAGAAAGAGAAGGUAGAGUACGAAACACUGACGAACAAAGUAAACAAUCAAAUAGAGGUGUCAAGAGAAGGUUAACUUCGCCUGAACGCUGGGAAAUAAGACAAUUAAUAGCAUCAGGCGCAAUGUCUGCCAAAGACUAUCCUGAAUUAUUACAAGAUGAAGAUCCAAAUGCUGCAUUUAGAGAUGAUACGACUAAUGAUGAUAAUAAUGAUGAUGAUUUAGAAAUUGAUAUAGAGUUGAAUCAUGAUGAACCUGCAUUUUUAAAGGGCCAGACACAAAGUUCAGUAGAAUUGGCCCCAGUUAAAAUUAUUAAAAACCCUGAGGGCUCACUUAGUAGAGCUGCAAUGAAUGGUUCGAGGCUAGCAAAAGACAUUAAAGAAGAACGUUUGAAAGAGCAGCGAGAGAAGGAAAAGCAAGCAAGGCAGGAGAAAGCUAAGAGUAAAGAUUCACACGAUCCUUUAAAUAGAGCAAAUAAUGCUCAAAAUACAGAAAUUGCAACAACUAAUGAAAAGACUCUGAAUUUUAUAUCAGAAUGGAAGAAAUCACAAAUGGAUAAAAAUAUAUCGUAUGGAAAACGAACCAGCCUUUCAAUAAAAGAACAAAGAGAAUCAUUACCUAUAUUCCCUAUGAGAGCGGAUUUAAUAAAGGCUGUAAGAGAAAACCAAUUCCUUGUAAUUGUCGGUGAAACUGGAUCGGGUAAAACUACUCAAAUUGUACAAUAUUUGGCUGAAGAAAGCUUAGAUAAAGUUGAAGGGGAGCAAAAGAUUAUUGGAUGUACUCAACCUAGAAGAGUGGCCGCUGUUUCAGUUGCAAAAAGAGUCGCAGAAGAAUAUGGUUGCAAAGUAGGAGAAGAUGUAGGAUAUACAAUCAGAUUCGAGGAUAAAACGAGCAAGGAUACAAGAAUGAAAUAUAUGACUGAUGGGAUGCUUCAAAGAGAAGCUUUAAACGAUCCUCUCAUGAGUAGAUAUUCUGUCAUUAUGUUAGAUGAAGCUCAUGAAAGAACUAUUGCAACUGAUGUUCUUUUCACAUUAUUGAAAAAAGCUGUGGCCAAUAAUCCAAAUUUGAAAAUUAUUAUUACUUCUGCAACACUUGAUGCAAACAAGUUUUCAAACUAUUUCAAUAGCUGUCCAAUUGUAAGGAUUCCGGGAAGAACCUACCCAGUCGAUAUACUUUACACUAGAGAACCCGAAAUGGACUAUUUGUCGUCUGCUCUAGACUCAGUUAUACAAAUACAUAUAUCUGAACCUGAGGGAGAUAUUUUGGUCUUUUUGACUGGGCAGGAGGAAAUUGAUACCAGUUGUGAGGCACUUUAUGAAAGGAUGAAGAUUUUAGGAGAUACAGUACCAGAACUAAUUAUUUUACCUGUUUAUUCUGCGUUGCCAUCUGAAAUGCAAAGUAAGAUAUUUGAAGCAACUCCACCAGGUUCAAGAAAGGUUAUUCUUGCUACAAAUAUUGCAGAAACAUCGAUCACCAUUGAUGGUAUCUAUUAUGUUGUAGAUCCUGGAUUUGUUAAAAUUAAUGCAUAUGAUUCCAAAUUGGGUAUGGACUCAUUAACAAUCUCUCCAAUUUCCCAGGCACAAGCAAACCAGAGAAGUGGUAGAGCUGGGAGAACAGGGCCGGGGAAGUGCUAUAGACUAUACACUGAAAGUGCAUUCAAGACUGAAAUGUUGCCUAAUACAGUUCCAGAAAUUCAAAGACAGAAUUUAUCACAUACAAUUUUGAUGUUGAAAGCAAUGGGUAUUAAUGAUCUAUUGAAUUUCGAGUUCAUGGAUCCUCCACCGACAAAUACAAUGAUGAAUGCUUUACAAGAUUUAUAUACAUUAUCUGCGUUAGAUGAUGAUGGCUACUUGACAAAAUUGGGUAGAAAAAUGGCUGAAUUUCCUAUGGAGCCUGCUUUGGCGAAGACUUUGAUUAUUUCAGUUGAUUUUGGCUGUUCAGACGAAAUAUUGACUAUCGUCGCAAUGCUUUCAGUUCAGACAGUAUUCUAUAGACCUAAAGAUAAACAGAAACAAGCAGACCAGAAGAAAUAUCGUUUCCACCAUCAAUAUGGUGAUCAUUUAACUCUAUUGAACGUUUAUCGCUCUUGGAGCUUAAAUGGUAACAAUAAGCAAUGGUGCGUCGAAAACUACAUUCAAGAUCGAAGUAUGAAAAGAGCGCAAGAAGUCAGGAAGCAAUUGGUACUAAUUAUGUCAAAAUAUCGACACCCUAUAAUUUCAUGUGGUCCUAAUAUUGACAGGGUCAGAAAGGCACUAUGUGCCGGCUUCUUCAAGCAUUCUUCAAAGAGGGACCCACAAGAAGGAUAUAAAACUUUAGUUGAGCAAACUCCUGUUCAUUUACACCCAUCUUCUGCGUUAUUCGGUAAAAGUCCAGAUUACGUGAUAUAUCAUACUCUAUUAUUGACUUCGAAGGAGUACAUGCACUGUGUAACUGUAAUUGAUGCGAAAUGGUUGUUAGAACUUGCCCCAGGCUUUUUCAAGAAAACCGACGCAGCAAAACUUUCUGAAAAGAGGAAAAAUGAUAAGAUUGUGCCGCUAUUUGACAAAUUUUCUAAAGACAAAGACUCUUGGAGAUUGAGUAGUCAGGCUUCUAUAAAAAAGAGAGCUUUAGGUAAUAACUAA